CACUCCCAUCAAAGAAGUGUUUCAACGCUGUCUUGACGUGUACCCACUAGCCUCGAGCGUGGUGGAUUCAAGAUGGCUGCCGUACCCGUGAAUGACACUGUCGAUCGGAUGAGAUCAGCGAGGAAAUCGCCUACUCUUGGAUGGGAUGUGGCCGUCAACUACGGGAGAACGGAGAUCAACGUUAUUCUUGCCUCGGCACACAAGACCGAUACUGCUGGGGAAAAGGCCAUUUCCACCAUUUCUUGACACAAACGAAGACGGUGACGACUACGACAUCAACUACGAGUUUAAUCUGGGUCCUCCUACCAUCCAAUUCGUCGACACUCGCACCACACCCGUCUGUGAUCUCACCAUUGACAUCGUGGGCGGGAAGGCAUGGACUAAAAAGAAAUCUCUCGAUAUCACGAGCGGUGUGUACACGCUGCAUCUUGACAACUUCGAGCUGGCCACUGCCAACGGCGGCAACGACUCUACGAAUUACACGGAUGCCGCAACGCCUUUCGUUUUCCCGGCCGACAAUCCAACCGAUGGUGUGGUCGUUAUCGAUCUCCCUUCGUCCAAGAGCCUCGCCGUCACGAUUGACACCAACACCACAUCGAACACUGUCGUCUUUAUCGAGAAGCACAAGAGCCAGAUCGGCGAUAGACUCAAGGCAAAGUUGCGCACGGACUACUCCUCGGUCCGCCUGGAGCUCGCCCGCGUGGCUUCGUCCCCGCCGCCCUCGGCCGACUGCGUCCAGCUCCAGCCGAGAAGCUUCAUGUUCACAACGUACAAUCCUCCCAGCUCCUCUGGCUCCGAGGUUCUCCUCAGCCUCCUCAUCCAGACCCGCGACGGGAACAACCCUGGCGUGAGGGAGGAUUUGGCCGACGCCUGGAACAAUCGCUGGCGACACGACCUCGGAUGCUCGCCCGUCUCCUCGGGCCAUACGGCGAGCAUCAUCUUUAACAAGCAGAUGAUUCAUGACAGCAUGAUCAAGCCUACUCUCAAGGACCAGACUUUUGACAGCACACUCGUGGACACGGAAGGCAGUCUCGAGAUAUCCGUGUCCACUGGCAAGAAGGUGCAUCGUGAUCGGUACUACAAGCACAGAGAUAACAUGGAGGAAUGGACCGUCUCCGAAAUCAAUGUUACUCUGCCCGAUCUCCACUUACAACUUCAUGAGACCCCUGAGCACAAGGCUGAAUGCUAUGGUCGCUGGAGUUAUCAAUAUAGCUUCGAUUGGUCGCACUACAUCGCAGGCGAAUACCCUGUUAACGAAUAUGGUUCCGUCACAGUUACUAAUGACUUGAACAAGGCCUUGAGUAUCUUUACCAUUGCUGACGACGACACUAUCGACGUUCAAUGCUCAAUAUCAAAGGCGGAUUGGACGGUAGAAAUGACUCCCGACGAUCCAAGCUUUUGGGACGCAUUUACCGGUAAGAGAAAGGUGGUCCCAGACUGGGUCAAAGAUCUUUGUCCUGAACUUCCGGGUUUCAACAUCAAUCUCGGCAAACUUUACUUCUUCCGGACCACCAAUCUCCUAAUGCCGACGCAGAAGAUUAUCAGCAUUGAUCGAGGCGUUGGGCUUCAUGUCCCGCAGGAUUUUUAUCUCAUCGGGCAAUUGGUUGGAGCUUAGGCUUUGAGUCUAUUUCCAUUUUUUUGUCUAGCUUCGCUUUUUCAGUUUCGAUUAUCAGUCGCCAUUAUCAAUCCGCCCAAUUCUAGAAAUUGUUUCUGUGAUCUAUAAGGCCUAGAAGGUCUGCAGUUCAGUUAGCCCCUUAGUGAGGAACCCAACAUCGCCUGCACUUGCCACUGGAAUAUAUCCCU
This is a messenger RNA of Lasiosphaeria miniovina, 1803 nucleotides long. RefSeq lists its product as uncharacterized. NCBI's taxonomy places the organism in Eukaryota, Fungi, Ascomycota, Sordariomycetes, Sordariales, Lasiosphaeriaceae. The record is from RefSeq and is a predicted model, not a curated record. The coding region runs from base 146 to 1615 and encodes 489 amino acids. The transcript has 4 exons.